Gallus gallus (chicken) is the source of this 391-nucleotide messenger RNA. It is a transcript of the gene RPL36A, whose product is annotated as ribosomal protein L36a. Lineage: Eukaryota; Metazoa; Chordata; Aves; Galliformes; Phasianidae. The transcript has 5 exons. Gene Ontology annotation, biological process: translation. Bases 24 to 344 code for a protein of 106 amino acids. Gene Ontology annotation, cellular component: ribosome; cytosolic large ribosomal subunit. Gene Ontology annotation, molecular function: structural constituent of ribosome. The record is from RefSeq and is a predicted model, not a curated record.
CUCUUCGGGUCACCAGCGGCAAGAUGGUGAACGUCCCGAAAACCCGCCGGACUUACUGCAAGAAGUGCGGCAAGCACCAGCCCCACAAAGUCACCCAGUACAAGAAGGGCAAGGACUCUCUCCAUGCCCAAGGGAAGAGGCGCUACACGAGGAAGCAGAGCGGCUAUGGCGGCCAGACGAAGCCUAUCUUCCGUAAGAAGGCCAAGACCACAAAGAAGAUUGUGCUGAGGCUGGAGUGCGUGGAGCCCAACUGCAGGUCCAAGAGGAUGCUGGCAAUUAAGAGAUGCAAGCACUUUGAACUGGGAGGAGACAAGAAGAGAAAGGGCCAGGUGAUACAGUUCUAAGCUGCAUCCUACUCAUUUUUGGACCAUAUUAAAGUAUUUGGAAGUGA